UCCCAGAGUUCUUUGCGCAAACACGGGUAUCCGAUUACUGGCAACUCAUUCAUUGGCUCAGAUGGCAUAACUUUUGCUAUAACUACUAAAGACGUUUAUUAUUGCAUAUAAUAUUAUGAUAGUAUAAUUUUUUGUACAAUGCAGAUAAUCCAACAAGCCUAAAGGUCAACAGAAUUGCCAAGCUGAAGAAAAAGUGUAGGCGAAAGUAAACAAGACAGAACACCAUGAUGACAACUAUCUUAUAGGGUGUUUGGUUUCUUUUUUAAUCAAUGGAUCUGUUAAAGAAACCUGAACACAACCACGAUCUUUCCAAGAAAACGAAGAAUGAAAAAGCUCUGAUAUCCAAUUCCAAGAAAAGUUGAUAAACAAUCAUUUACAGUUGACGUCAUUAAUUGUGUUUCGACUUUCUAAAGCCCGGGUCGCACUAAUGUAAAAAGUUGUUUGUUUUACAAAAAAAUCUGUCAACAGGUAGGUUUUUCCCGUGCGACCGAUUUGUCAGACAUUGUCAAAAAUGAGCGGAAUGUACCAAAUGUUCAGAGAUGCCGGCACUUAAAAUUGCCAAGCUCUGGACCCCCCAAAUGUCACAAAAAAUCAAAAAAGCUAUUAAACUGUCACUCGUGACGCAAAUAGUCAAUGAAAAACGCGGUAAAAUCACGUUUACUUGUGAUUUGGCGCCAAACUUGUUGAGAAGGCUACGAAGAUGGAUCUUUCUUGGCCAUAUGCGAGUUCCAGUGCUCUUUAUAUGCCAUUAAGAGCGAUGACUCCAGAUAAAAGAAAUUAUUUUGGUCAGCAAGAAGUCAAUUUGAGUCAACCAACAUUCGGUCCAUAUCAAUUCAGUCAUGGCUCAAGCGGUGGCAUCUCCUCACCGGCUUCACUUGGAGAAGAAACUUUUGAGAGCCAGUCCCCAAGUCAGUCCAACCAGUCCAAGAAAUACGAUAAGUGGACCAACGAACAGCAGAAGUACUUGGUCCAAUUAUGGGCUGAGAAGCAGGAUAUGCUUAACAGCAAGGAUACAAGAAAUGCUUGGCGUGCGAUUGCUGAUGAGAUUAACAACAAGUUCGCAACCAACAAGACGGUGGAUAAGUGUAUAAGAAAAAUUAAGUACCUAGUUGACGCCUACAAAGAAAAGAAAGAAUGGAAUAGAAAUCAAACCGACGGCAACUUGCGAAAAACUGUUUUCUACGACGAAAUCGAUGCUGUUUUGGGUUGUCGUGACAUCGUGACCCUUAGGCACGUUCAAGAAGCUGGUGAUUCUCCGUCGACAACAUCAUGUUCAGCGGAUAGCGAAAGCCCCUUGAAUGUAUCUGCUGAGUCCAGCAUCGAGAAGGAGCCAAUGGAAUCCGCUUUGCCACUAAAAUCUCGCCUGGAAAGGAAGAAAGGUCCACGCAAAAGGAAGAGAAAACCAGAGGAUGCCGACGGAGAAAUGGAAGAGCACUUCAAACGUGCUUACGAUGAGAUCAAAUUCCAAGGAGAACGCGUUGCGUCUUGAAUGGAAAAAAUGCAAGAGGUGCAAAUGCAGCAGAUGAAAAUGAUGAACCAAUUUAUGGGGAAUUUUCUCCAGGCAUUUAAGGAGAAAAAUAGUUAAAUGUCAAACACUUUCUUUCAUCCAUCUAUGAUAUGCGAUUUAU
Molecule: messenger RNA, 1628 nt
Organism: Orbicella faveolata
Lineage: Eukaryota; Metazoa; Cnidaria; Anthozoa; Scleractinia; Merulinidae
Source: RefSeq, a predicted model, not a curated record